UAUUUCUGUAAGGCUAGUUCCGUAAAUAAAACAGUCCAAAAACCCUAGAGUGUCCUCUCUUACAAAACAAACCCACUUUCUCACUUUUUGUCUCUUCGUUUCACCUGUUUGUUCACGCCGCCGCAAAAGAUGCAGAUCUUCGUGAAAACCCUAACGGGUAAAACAAUCACCCUCGAGGUCGAGUCCUCCGACACCAUCGACAACGUCAAGGCCAAGAUCCAAGACAAGGAAGGCAUCCCGCCGGACCAGCAGCGGCUGAUCUUCGCCGGGAAGCAGCUCGAGGACGGGAGGACCCUCGCCGACUACAACAUCCAGAAGGAGUCGACGCUUCACCUCGUCCUCCGCCUCCGCGGUGGCGCGAAGAAGAGGAAGAAGAAGACGUACACCAAGCCCAAGAAGAUCAAGCACAAGCACAAGAAGGUGAAGCUCGCGGUGCUCCAGUUCUACAAGGUCGAUGGGUCUGGGAAGGUGCAGAGGCUGAGGAAAGAGUGUCCUAACGCCACCUGUGGGGCUGGGACGUUCAUGGCGAGUCAUUUCGAUCGUCAUUACUGUGGUAAGUGUGGGCUUACUUACGUUUACCAGAAGGAGGGUGCCGAGGCUUGAUCUCUUUGUCUUAUCUUUAAGGAUUGGUUUUUGGUUUUGGUAAUUUCGUAAGCUUAUUGUAAGGGAUUCGAUGUUUGGACAUGUUUUGUUCUGGAUUGAUUAAAGUUAUUACAUUAUGUUACUUAUGUUGGUCUUUUAAUUAAUCUCUGUCGUCGAUUAUGUUUGAA
This is a messenger RNA of Brassica rapa (field mustard), 770 nucleotides long. Its product is annotated as ubiquitin-40S ribosomal protein S27a-3. Gene Ontology annotation, cellular component: ribosome. Gene Ontology annotation, biological process: translation. Gene Ontology annotation, molecular function: protein binding; structural constituent of ribosome. Lineage: Eukaryota; Viridiplantae; Streptophyta; Magnoliopsida; Brassicales; Brassicaceae. The record is from RefSeq and is a predicted model, not a curated record.